GCCGCCCUGCCCCUAUAUCAUCCUCGUCGCCCCACUCACUCCCUCGCUCGCCGCUAGCCUCGUCUCGGCUCACACACACCUAGCUUCUCUGUGCGCUUGCUCUUUCUCUCUAUCUCCAUGGAGGCCUCGUCGCCGUCUCGCAGCGACAGCUUCUCCCGUGGCGGCGGAUGGCCCAGGUGGAAGCCGCGGUCGUCCUUCGAGCGCCUGGACGUCGUCGUCGAUGCCGCCGCCACCCUCGGCGAGUCUUUCAGCGGCUCCACGGCGUCCUUCAUUGACAUGGACCCCGAGGAGCUGUUGUUCUCGAUGCGGUGGACGACGUCGGAGGAAGACGGAUUCCACUUCGGCCUGCCGCCGCGCGCGUGCUCCCCGCUGCUGGCCAGCAGCGCCGGCCUCGCGGUCUUCUCCGACGACAGCCUCCUUCACCUUCCCUGCGAGGGCGGCGUCCGUGACGUUAUUGGCGGAUCGUCGUACGCCGACGCCGCGUCGUCGGGGUGCUCGUCGCCGGCGGCGUUCCACACGGCGCACAGCACGCCGGCGUCCGUGAUCAUCUCCGCCUCGCGGUCGCGGCGCCCAGGCGCAGGCGCAGGCGGCGCCAGCAAGCCGCUGCUGGCGACGCGGAGGAUUCUGCUCAGGUACCUGCGCUUCCUCGUGCCACUGUGCCGCAAGGCCAGGGCGCUGCGGCGGCUGCCAGUGCCAGUGCCAGGGCGGGUGUUCUCCGCGCCACGGUCCUCCAGGGCGCUGGCCACGACGCCAGCGCGCCGAUCGACGUCGUCCAGCGCUUCCUCGUCUGGCGCCGCGGAGUACUGGUGCCACGGCAACGCCGACGUCGACGUGCGCGACGCCAUCCUCCACUGCAAGAAGUCGUUGCUGACCGCUCGCACCGAAUGCUGAACAACGCUAAGGGCCGGGACAUGCAAGAAUGGCCUCUUGCAAGAACACUUUUGGUGAAGCGACAUGAUUCAAGAGGAAGAUGAAUAUAAUAAUACUUCGUUAGUCUUUUUUUUCACGUAAUUUUGAUUUCGCAUGUGUGUACAUGCAGUACAGUGGUGAGGAAUUGUGCCCAUGGGAAUUUGAUCUUGUGAGGCGAUUUAGUUUACUGUCUUUGUACAGUAGAGGUACGGCUUUCUCUGUGCUCUGUGCCUCUGUCUUCGCCCUGGCUCUGUGUAACUAUAUGCAUGCAUCGGGCCAGGGCAAAGAGCUGGAACGAUGCAUUAACAGCACAAAUUCGACUAUUAUCUGUUAAACAUCUCAUUUCUUGUAACAAACC
Messenger RNA from Sorghum bicolor (sorghum), 1267 nucleotides. RefSeq lists its product as uncharacterized. NCBI's taxonomy places the organism in Eukaryota, Viridiplantae, Streptophyta, Magnoliopsida, Poales, Poaceae. The coding region runs from base 118 to 891 and encodes 257 amino acids. The transcript has a single exon. The record is from RefSeq and is a predicted model, not a curated record.